AUGGCUGCCCGUGGGAAAGGAUAUGGUGUAUCUCCCAAGAAUCUGAUAGAUCAGCUGAAUCAGCUGAAGGCCCCGGCGCACGUGGAGAAAUCACCGGAACUUGUUGAGUCAGAUAGCGACGAUCAAGUGUACUCUGACAAAAAAUGGCGGGAAAAGUUGCAGUACGAAUGUGAUUACGAAUUUGAAUCAAAUCUAGGAAAAUAUGAGGACGAAGAUCGUUAUUACAGCUGCAAUGCCGAAUCCUAUGACAGUUGGGCGGAUAGAAUAUAUAGUGCAUUUUCUUCAAGACAAAAAAGUUUGUAUGCAAGCAACUACAAGAAAAAAGCCAAAAAACCAGUGCCUGCAAAUACAGAGGAAAGAAAGCGUACGCUAAAGCUUGAGCAGGACCUGACGCAAAGCAAGGAAAACGCAGCAAAAUUACGAGAACGACGCAAGCUGGUUAGAAUCCAAGAAAUGUAUCGGAAACUGUUUGAAAGUUUAGAAGAGAUAACUGUAAAUGAUAUUCCCUACGAAGGGAUGGAGCCGCCCGAAAUACUAGACAUUAUGAUACAGAAUUUUGUAUUCAAGAUAUUUGAAGAUAAAAUGAAAUUAGCCAGUCUUUUGAUAAUUAUAGGAGUCUUUAAAAACAGUAAUGGAGAUUGUACUCGAGCAGAAGCAAAGCAGAUUGAAAACCAUUGCUGGAUAAUGCCUAGCUUUAAGGAGACAUGGUCUAAAUCUAAAGACUACUGUGCUGGGUGCGGAAUGAAGUUAGCAUCAGUGCUUACUGAGGAGGCUAGAAAGAAACUUGAAACCUUGAUAACAGGUUCCCGGGAUGUAUGGCUAGGAGCUACAGAUGAUGAAAAGGAGGGCGUGUGGAUUUGGCAAGACAAUGCAGAUUUUAAGAUUCCAACCAACUGGUGGAAGGUUGCCAGAAGAUGGAGUGAAACAAAUGAACCAAAUGGAAGAAACUGGGAAAACUGUUUACAAUAUAGCUCAGGUGAUUUCUACGAUGCAAGUUGUAACCAGAAGAAAAAUUUUGUAUGCUAUGAAGAUGAAUCAUCUACAGCUACUGUUGCAUGUGAUGUGACUACAACUGAAACAACAGUUGUCACAACAGCAGUAAAUAAUGAUGCUUUAACAACUGCUAUUGCUACAACGGCUUCACCUAAUACAGAAAGUACCACAGCUAUAAGCAAUACUCAAUCUUCAGAAUCUGUUGCUACCACUGCUUCCUUAAGCACUGCAACAGCUUCAACCACUGCUGCAGUUUCUGCAAGUGAAACCACUGUUAGUACUACUGCAGAAAUAACUACAAAUAGAUGUGAACCAGAAUCUGAUUCCACUACAACUACAGAGGGAGCAAGUUCCUCCAGUACUGCAGUAUCUUCAACUGCUUCUGAAGCACAAACAGCAAGUUCAACCACAACCACUUCUGCAACAACAAGAGUUACUUGUACAACAGGCACGGGAACUCAUAGCACAACUUCUGGAACAGGCCCAACUGAAGCAGGAACAACUAUAGCUCCUACUCCUGCUGGAGCAGGAACAACGGUAGCUAUAACUACUACUUCUGGAACUGGAACAACUGCAGCUACUGCUACUUCUGGAACAGGAACAACUGUAGCUACUACUACUACUACUACUACUACUACUACUACUACUACUACUACUACUACUACUACUACUACUACUACUACUACUACUUCCACUUCUACUACAACUACAAUUAAAAGGAAAAAAGGUACCGACACCCUUAAUACGAAUUAUUUACCAAUUAUGAUUGAUUAA
Molecule: messenger RNA, 1767 nt
Organism: Eurytemora carolleeae
Lineage: Eukaryota; Metazoa; Arthropoda; Copepoda; Calanoida; Temoridae
Product: C-type lectin domain family 4 member M
Exons: 11
Coding region: 1-1767 (588 amino acids)
Source: RefSeq, a predicted model, not a curated record